CACACCUUGGGACAAAUCCUCAGAUCGUGUAAAGUGAUGAAACUCUGUUGAGUUUAAAGGAGGUUCUACUAGUAUGAUAAUAUGACCGAUGGAUUGUCAGAGCUGAGGAGUACAAAAACACCUAGUCUUUCCAUCACACAGUGGACUGAGGAAGAAAAUGUCCAACCAAACUUCUGUGACCGAAUUUCUUCUCCUGGAAUUCUUUGACGUUCGGGAACUGCAGAUUUUACACUUUGUGGUGUUUCUACUGCUUUACCUGGCAUCCCUACUGGGGAACCUUCUCAUCAUCAUAGCCAUAGCCUUUGACCGCUACCUUCACAAACCCAUGUACUUCUUCCUGAUGAAUCUGUCCAUCCUAGACUUCGGCUCCAUCUCUGUCACCCUCCCCAAAUCCAUGGCCAAUUCCCUCAUGAACAACAGAUUGAUUUCUUAUUAUGGAUGUGUUGCCCAAGUCUUUUUUUAUGUAUUCUUUGCUUCAGCAAACUUUGCCUUACUGACCAUAAUGGCGUAUGACCGAUACAUUGCCAUCUGCCAACCACUGCACUAUGAGAUGGUGAUGACCAGGAGAGCUUUUGUCCAAAUGGCAGCCAGUGCCUGGAUCAGUGGUAUUCUCAACUCUGCACUGCACACCGGUAACACGUUUGCAAUAUCCUUCUGUGGAGGCAACAUAGUGGAUCAGUUCUUCUGUGAAAUCCCCCAGCUCCUCCACCUCGCCUGCUCUAACUCAUACGUUGGUGAAGUUGUUGUUAUUUCUUUUAGUGUGCUUUUAUUUUUAACCUGUUUUGUUUUUAUAAUUGUGUCGUAUGUUCAGAUCUACAAAGCAGUGCUGAGAAUCCCUUCUGAGCAAGGUCGGCAUAAAGCCUUCUCCACCUGCCUCCCUCACCUCAUUGUCGUCUCCUUAUUCCUUUUCACUGGCACCUUUGCCUUUCUGAAACCCACCUCCAAUUCAACCUCAGGUCUGAAUCUCUUGGUGGCUGUUCUCUAUUCCAUAAUGCCCCCAAUGAUGAAUCCGAUCAUCUACAGCAUGAGAAACAAGGAAAUGAAAGGUGCACUGAAUAAAUUGAUAGGUUGGAUGUUAUUUAGCAAGAAUAAAAUGUCUAUAUUUCUCCACUGAUCACAGUUUCAUUCUGUGUUUUUUAUAAAUAUAAUCGGCUGAUGACAUUAUCGGCUUCAUGAGAACAUACUGUGCAAUCUGUUUAUGCAGAAUUGGGUAUUUCCACUAAUAAAAAUCCAGUCAAACUUAAGUCAAGAAAAAAAGUAGUUACUAGAGGUUUUUAUCGAUGUAAUUAAGAUCAGAAUCUAUCUAUCUAUCUAUUUAUCUAUCUAUGCACUGCUAGCCGUCACCAUUCUAUGUGAUAAUCUUGCACAUAAAAUCAGUAGCCACGGCAAAGUCCCUACUGGGUUCUCUGGCUGUUCUUAUUUUUCAGGAUAAUAGCUCCGACUGAGGUAUCAAUUCAUUUGUUCUUUGUUUUUUUUCUGUGUGUUUUUUUGUCAAAUUUUUUAGUUUAUUUUUGUUAGGUUGUUUGUUGUUUUUAUUUUUUCUUUG
Molecule: messenger RNA, 1546 nt
Organism: Mauremys reevesii (Reeves's turtle)
Lineage: Eukaryota; Metazoa; Chordata; Testudines; Geoemydidae
Product: olfactory receptor 14A16-like
Exons: 2
Coding region: 158-1114 (318 amino acids)
Biological process (GO): G protein-coupled receptor signaling pathway
Cellular component (GO): membrane
Molecular function (GO): olfactory receptor activity; odorant binding; G protein-coupled receptor activity
Source: RefSeq, a predicted model, not a curated record